AUGCAGCCGCCACGCCAGACGACGCUAACCCCGGAAGGGAAAGCAACUGCUGCUGCACAGACCAAGCAGCAGCAGCAGCAGCAGCAGCAGCAGCAGCAGCAGACUCCAUCUCCUGUACGUACAACUGCCGCAUCCACAGGGCCUGCUGCUGCAGGGUCAGCAGCAAAGGAAGGAGGGGCCCCCAAACCCGGUAAAAAGAAACGCACCCUCAAGCUACUGGCAGCAGCAGCAGCAACUGCUGCUGCAGCGGUUGUCGCUGCUGCUGCUUUAGAAGAUGUUCAACCCAAGAACACAAUCACCAACAAAGUGCUGGGGGGGCCAGCAGCAGCAGCAGAAGUAGGCAGCUACGCAGCAAAGAUAGGCUCUGCAGCAGCAACUGCAGCGAGCGCAGCAGCAGCAAGUGCAGCAGCAGCAAAUGCAGCAACAGCAGAAGAUGCUCAACCAAAGAACACAAUCACGAACAAAGUCCUGGGGGGACCAGCAGCAGCAGCAGAAGUAGGCAGCUACGCAGCAAAGAUAGGCUCUGCAGCAGCAACUGCAGCAAGUGCAGCAGCAGCAAGUGCAGCAGCAGCAAAUGCAGCAACAGCAGGUGCAGCACCAGCAGGACAGAAAUCAGUGCCAAAUGUAGAUGAAGCAGCAGCAGCAGAAGGGGCAGAUACAGCAGCAGCACGACAGACAGCAGCAGCAGCAGCAACAACAAAUGCUGCAGCAGAAGCAGCAGCAGCCAACGCUGCAACAGCAACAGCAGCAGCGGAGGAGAGGGUCUUAGAAACGAAGGGUCAAGCCUUGCAAGCAGCAGCAGCCAACGCUGCAACAGCAACAGCAGCAGGGGAAGAGAGGGUCUUAGAAACGAAGGGUCAAGCUUUGCGUAGGGCCCUCCAUGAAUACCAAGAGCAGCAGCAGAAGCAGCAGAAGCAGCAGAAGCACGAAGAGGAACAGCAGCAGCAGCAGCAGCAGGAAGAGCAGCAACAGCAGCAGGAACAGCAAGAAGAGCAGCAGCAGGAUCAAGAAGAAAAACAGCAGCAGCAGCAGCAGCAAGAAGAGCAAGAAGCUGCAGAAACAGCAACAAACCCGACAGAAGGAACCUCAGCAGCAGCAGCAACAGCAGCAGCAGCAGCAGCAGCAGAAUCAGUUCCUGAAGCCUUCUCUGCUCUUUGGGGCCUCUCAGCAGCAGCAGCAGCAGAAUCAGUUCCUGAAGGGUUCGAUGGCGACGCACUGUUGGGGCUUUCUCGUGAGGAGCUGCAUGCACGCGUGCUGCGUCAGGAUGCGUGUUUAAAGGGGUUGAUGGCGGAGGCCGAGAAAAAAGAAAAAGAAACAGAAAAACAAAUAGCCGAUAUGCAGAGAGAGAUAACACAUAAGCUGCGAGAAGAAGCAAAAGAAGCACUGGAGGCUCAGGCGAAGGCGGCUGUGUCGUUGGUGGAGACACGGAGCUGGGAGUUGUUUGAAAAGCAGCAGCAAAUGAAGGAGUGGGCGGCUGACAACGAACAGAAGAUGCUGCUCCUCGAGGAGAGGGUAGACGACAUGCAACAGGCCUUUGGGGGUCUGGUGAGCCGCCUGAACUGCGCUGUGCUGGCGACGCGGUUGGGGGCGGCUCUGUCCUCCUUGAAUUUUGCGGUGUCUAGACAGCUGCCGGUUGGGGAGGCGUUCAGGGAGCUGGAGGAGACAGCAGAAGAAGACCCCGUUAUAGCGUCCGUCGUUGCUUCCUUGAGGCCCCUCCUCCCCGAGCUGGAGAUACACCCCGUUGCCACCCCCGCGGCGGCUCUUGUGCGUUUUCUUUUUAUUUUAUAA
Eimeria mitis is the source of this 1788-nucleotide messenger RNA. RefSeq lists its product as uncharacterized. Lineage: Eukaryota; Apicomplexa; Conoidasida; Eucoccidiorida; Eimeriidae. The transcript has 10 exons. The record is from RefSeq and is a predicted model, not a curated record. The coding region runs from base 1 to 1788 and encodes 595 amino acids.